Molecule: messenger RNA, 1660 nt
Organism: Sarcophilus harrisii (Tasmanian devil)
Lineage: Eukaryota; Metazoa; Chordata; Mammalia; Dasyuromorphia; Dasyuridae
Product: cytochrome P450 2C23-like
Exons: 9
Coding region: 30-1514 (494 amino acids)
Biological process (GO): xenobiotic metabolic process
Cellular component (GO): cytoplasm; intracellular membrane-bounded organelle
Molecular function (GO): iron ion binding; oxidoreductase activity, acting on paired donors, with incorporation or reduction of molecular oxygen, reduced flavin or flavoprotein as one donor, and incorporation of one atom of oxygen; heme binding
Source: RefSeq, a predicted model, not a curated record
AGAGUUGUAGAUGACUAUCUUUCAGCACAAUGGAUCUUUGGGGACUCAACACUACUGCCCUCCUGACUUGUGUCCUUUUCCUGAUCUUUUUUUUCCUAUGGAACCAAGGAUUCAAAAGGGAAAAGCUCCCACCAGGUCCUAUUCCUCUUCCCUUUCUUGGCAAUAUCAUGCAAUUGAAUUUAAAGAACAUCACUGAAUCAUUCUCACAGCUGGCUGAAAAAUAUGGCCCUAUCUAUACUGUUUAUAUUGGAACUCUUCGUGUUGUAGUGCUACAUGGAUAUAGCAUUACUAAGGAAGCUCUACUUGAUCAAGGAGAGAUUUUUAUGGAGAGAGGAAAUGUACCAAUAUUUGAAGAGAUAUCCAGAGGAGAUGGAGUUGUUUUCAGUCAUGGAGAGAAGUGGAAACAAAUCCGGAGAUUUUCCCUUAUGACACUAAGGAACUUUGGGAUGGGGAAAAGAAGCAUUGAAGAGAGAGUUCAAGAAGAAGCUCACUGCCUGGUGGAGGAGCUCAGGAAAACAAAGGGUCAGCCUACUGAUCCCACAUUCAUCCUUGGCUGUGCCCCCUGCAAUGUGAUCUGUUCUAUCCUCUUCCGUGAUCGAUUCAAGUACAAUGAUGAGAAAUUUCUGUAUCUGAUGAACUUAUUAAAUGAAAAUUUUCAUCUGUUUAACAAACCAUGGGCACAGCUCUACAACUUUUUACCAGCAUUUAGAAGAUACCUUCCUGGAGAACAUAAAAAAAUUUUAAAAAAUAUUGAUGAAAUAAAACGUUUCAUUUUGGAAAGAAUAAAGGAACAUCAAAAGACACUGGACCUCAAUAACCCUCAAGACUACAUUGACUGCUACCUUUCUAAAAUGCACCAGGAAAAAGAUAAUCCUCAGUCUCAAUUUGAUUUGGAGAAUCUAACAAUGACUGCAGCUGACUUAUUUGCUGCAGGAACAGAGACAACCAGCAGUACUCUAAGAUAUGGCCUGCUGCUCAUUCUGAAGCAUCCUGAGGUCAAAGCAAAAAUUCAUGAGGAAAUUGAUCGUGUGAUUGGACAUAAUCGAGUUCCUUCCAUAAAGGACAGACAAGAUAUGCCCUAUAUGGAUGCUGUAGUACAUGAAGUGCAAAGAUUCAUUGACCUCAUACCUCUGAACCUGCCCCAUGAAGUGACCCGGGACAUACAGUUCCAACAGUAUGUCCUUCCCAAGGGCACAACAAUCUUCCCAAUACUCAGCCCAAUCUUGUAUGACAACAAAGCAUUUCCCAACUCUGACCAGUUUGAUCCCCAGCACUUUCUGGAUAAGAAUGGAAAAUUCAAAAAAAGUGACUACUUCCUGCCUUUUUCCAUUGGAAAACGGUCUUGUCUUGGAGAAGGCCUGGCAAGAAUGGAAUUGUUUUUGUUCUUUACCACCAUUCUACAGAAUUUCACUCUCAAAUCAAUUGGAGAUCCAAACGAAAUAAAUAUCAAAACAAAUCAUGUUGGGUUCACCAAUGUUCCACCGCAUUACCAACUAUGCUUUCUUCCUCACUAAGGAAGAAGACAAAGUUGAAUGAGAAAAAUUAAUCAGCUGGUUUCAUCUUCUGGACUCAAUAUUCUCAUGUUUUUGACUGGAAUCUUUCUUGGGGAAAGAAAAUUUCCCAACCAUUGAUUAAAAUUACUCUUAAUUUUCAGAGACGA